This is a messenger RNA of Setaria italica (foxtail millet), 2369 nucleotides long. RefSeq names its product protein DGCR14. Bases 185 to 1759 code for a protein of 524 amino acids. The transcript has 2 exons. Lineage: Eukaryota; Viridiplantae; Streptophyta; Magnoliopsida; Poales; Poaceae. The record is from RefSeq and is a predicted model, not a curated record. Gene Ontology annotation, cellular component: catalytic step 2 spliceosome.
CUUGAGUUGAGAGCAGUCGUGUCGACUGUCGACAACUCGACAUAUCCCAAACUCUCACCGAGCCUUCCAAGCAAAACACAACCCGACUCCUUCGGUCCUUCCCCUCUCCGAUCCCCAAUCGGCCGACCUCUCGAAUCCCUAACCCUAAUCCGCCGCCGCCGCCGCCACCGCCACCACCGCUGCGAUGCUCCGCUCGCCGGGCCACUCGCCCCGUCACCUCUCGCCAUCACCGUCCCCCGCGCCUUCCACCCCGCGCCCUCCCUCCCCGACACCCUCCUCCGCCUCCGCCGCCGCCGCCGCCGCCGCAGCCACCACCUCCUCGAAGCGCCGCCGCCCGGAGGUGCUCGACGAGGACACCUACGUCGCCGCCAUCGAGCGCAUCAUCGAGCGGGACUUCUUCCCGGACCUCCCCCGCCUCCGGGACCGCUUCGACUGGCUCCAGGCCGUGCGGUCCCGCGAUCCGCUCGUUCUCCGGGACGCGCAGCUCAAGAUCCUCGACCGCCGCCGCCGCCUCCAGCGCCAGAGGACGGGCCCCGUGCCCACCCCGACGCCGGCCACCUCCACCGCGCUCCGCUCCCCCUCCUUCCUCACCACGCCCGCCGGCUCCGUUGCCGGCGGCGCGGGCGCCCCUGAGGAGGAGGAGGACGAUGAUGUCGCGGCCGCGCUCUCCCUCGACGGCUUCUUCAACCGCUUCACCAGCGAGGACAACGAGUCCUUCUCGCGCAUCCUCGAGAAGGUCAACCACCGCCGCCACGAGCGUUACGCCCACCUCCUGGAGCCUGCCGAGGCAGCAAAUAAACCCUUGUUGGAGGACGCCAAGCGCGACAGGAUAACAGAUGGGUAUGGUUCAUCGGGGCAGCCACCGAGUACAUUGGAGGGCGCCAAGUUCACAGCGAAGAACCUGCUCAUGUACUACCCUGCUGACCGAGGAGAGGCGCCUCUCACAGAAGAGGAGCGCGCAGAGCGGAUCAAGGGGAUGACCAAGGAGAUUGACAAGUCAAACACCAGGUUACAUGGGAGAGCCAUGGCUGAUGAUGCAAGGCCCAAGGAGGAAGAGGCUGCCAUACUGUAUGCACCGGUUGCAGGCACCACUCCAGGAGGGAUGGCAUACCAUGAUCCCGACAAAGCGAAGAAGUAUGAUUUGGAGGAUCUGAGGAAGACGCCAAACCCGUUCUACCUUGAGUCAGACAAAAAGGCCAACAACGGGUAUACUUUUGUGAGGACACCAUCACCAGCACCUGGUGUGGAUGAGUCGCCAUUCAUGACAUGGGGUGAGAUUGAUGGAACACCACUGAGGUUGGAUCCUGAUGAGACGCCAGGUGGUUCUGGGGGUAGUGAGACAGUGCAUUUCAAGAUCCCACCGCCUCCUGCUCGCGAUGUGAAGGCACACCUGCUUUCAAGGGAUGCAGCACGGAAGAUAAAGGAGCGUUCAAAAAUUUUCCACAAGCCACCGUUGCCAUCCCCUGUGAGGGGAGGCAGUGCAAGUCCCAGAACCCUCUCACCUGCAGCGCAGAAGUUUGUACGGAACGCCAUCUCAAAGUCGGCAAAGUCCUCUAACACUAUUGAUGAGUCUCUCCGUGCAAGCUACAGAGGUUCAACCCCAUCUGGAAGCACUCCCAAGACAAGGUUUUCAAGAGAUCCAGGCCUUGGAUCGCGGUCUCCAUCAACAAGUGAUCCAGAUGCCAGAUUUGUUUACAUCUCCAGGAAGACUAGAGGCGUACUGUUUGUUCAAGUGCGGAAAAAAGGUGAAUUGAGUUAGGCCAUUCUGUGUCAAUUGGAGCUAUCAGAGAAUAGUUUGCUUUCUACAGUACAAUUGGUUAUGUGCUGGUGGAAUGAUGCUGGGGAGCAUAUGGGUUCUAUACUCAGUUGCAAUUCUUGGUUUCCCAGGUUCUCCCAGUUCUUUCGCCUGUUUUAGAAAAGUUCUUUUGCCUGCUGCUGAUGGAAAUUUGAAUCCGCCACUGCAUGCUGAGAACUUGAAAAUAAAUGUUGAUGGUGCCUCACUUUUCAUCAUUGAUCAACACAUUUAGUUUGGUUGUGGAUUUGUAUUGCGAGGCUAGUGGGAGGAGCAUUUCAGACUCCUACAGUAGCUGGAGACAUGGACUUUUUAAUGCAGUGAGGCAUGCAACAGCAGGCAUGGCCAUGAUGGUAGGGUUUCUCAUUGGCUCAUUUCUCUCGUUUAUGUGGUAGUCUUUUGCCUAUGUUCAAGCAGUCUUUGAAUUCCUUUGGAACCAGACGGGCUAUGUUUUGGGGCUGGAAGAUACUCCCAAGCUUUGUAAUGGUUGUGGGUUACUCAGAGUAUGGCUUAGCCAGCCCAGUAACGGCUCCAUCUCAGAGAAUAAAAGAUGGUCAACACACCAUGUUCAGGUACA